GUUCACCACUCACUUAAUUUUUUUUUGGUGUAAUUAAUUAAUAAUAUUAAUAUAUCAAUUGGAAUUUUCCUUGUUACAAUAUCACACUUGGCAGGAGUUUAUUUGGCCUAACAAUCCUUAUUUUUAUUCAAGCAUAAUCAAUAGAGAAGUAAAAAUUAGCUAAGAAUGGCCACUUGCACCACCAAUGCACUUUCUAUCUCCUCCACCUCCGCCUUGAUGGACGCUAAGGCGGCGGCUCGACAACCGGCUUCCGCCUCGCCGCAAUGUGUUACGCUUCCAACUCUCCCACCUCCGCCUUUCCAAUCCCAAAGCCGUCUUAUUAAGAGUGCUGCUUACUGUCGAAAGAUAGCUAGAAAUGUGGUUACAUUAGCCACAACAGGAGAAGCUCCAGCAGCAGCACCAGUAGCAACACCCACAUCUCCUGAAACUUCCGAGGCUGACCCUUCUGAGCUUUUCAAAUCUCUCCAAGAAGCUUGGGACAAAGUUGAAGACAAAUAUGCAGUGAGUUCACUAGCUGUAGCUGGAUUUGUUGGUCUUUGGGGUUCUGCUGGUUUAAUCUCUGCCAUUGACAGGCUUCCUUUGAUACCUGGUGUUUUUGAGAUAGUAGGCAUUGGCUACAGUGGGUGGUUUGCAUACAAUAAUUUACUCUCUGUGGAUAAAAGGGAAGCCUUAAUACAAAAAAUUAAGGACACAUACGAGGACAUAAUUGGGUGAUUAGCUAAAUUAAAGACAUCAAGAGGAAGUAAGGAGGAAAUUGAGGAUACCCAAAAGAGUUGAAUAGAGAUUCUGCAGUGCUUUUAGCAAUUUCCUACUUCUCUUUUGUAUUUAUUAUUAUUAUUAUUAUUAUUAUUAUUAUUAUUAUUAUUAUUAUUAUUAUAUAAAUCCCUCUAACAUUUAAGUAAAUUAAUAAUUCUUGUAAUUUACUCUAUAAAUCCUUCACUAUCUUGUAUCUAUGUUCUUUCCAAAUCCUCA
Amaranthus tricolor (Joseph's coat) is the source of this 972-nucleotide messenger RNA. Its product is annotated as protein CURVATURE THYLAKOID 1B, chloroplastic. The transcript has 6 exons. Bases 166 to 714 code for a protein of 182 amino acids. Gene Ontology annotation, cellular component: chloroplast thylakoid membrane; thylakoid. Lineage: Eukaryota; Viridiplantae; Streptophyta; Magnoliopsida; Caryophyllales; Amaranthaceae. The record is from RefSeq and is a predicted model, not a curated record.